Molecule: messenger RNA, 3627 nt
Organism: Plasmodium gonderi
Lineage: Eukaryota; Apicomplexa; Aconoidasida; Haemosporida; Plasmodiidae
Product: rhoptry protein
Exons: 3
Coding region: 1-3627 (1208 amino acids)
Biological process (GO): protein maturation
Cellular component (GO): endoplasmic reticulum membrane
Source: RefSeq, a predicted model, not a curated record
AUGGAGCACCCUUCUGAGACUAUGACAUCUACAAGGAUUCUGAUCAACAAUAAAGAAAUAGAUCAAGAAAAAGGACUAAGGAAAUUCACAAAAUGGAUAAACGAUUUUUUCAAAAAUUCACCUACACAGAGUUCAACAAGUGAUGCUUUUCCUUAUAACAACAAGAUUCUUAGGAACACAUUUUGGUCUUCUCAAAUAAUUUACACAAGGAUAAUUCUGCUGGCUUGCUUUUUCUCUUUCGUUGUAUCAUGGAAACAGUAUGUACUUACCACACCUUUAUGUCUUUUCCGUUUAUUCUACCUUGCAUGGUGGAAUGGACCAAAACGUGCAUCGGUCCUUUUUUAUCGCACCGUUUCUACCGCACCUUUUUUACUGCCCCUUUUUUACCGCACCUUUUUUACUGCCCCUUUUUUACGGCUUCCCUCUCUCUCCCUCUCAGGCAUGGCGCUUAGCAUGGGUGCCCUGUUGCUGAACCAAAUCAACGUCCUAACCUUGCUUCCAAUUUACAUAAUAUUGCAAUCGAUUUACAGCAUCGGGAAUAUAUGGUUCAAUUAUGUCUUUGAAAUAGAAUUACUGGAGUUGUUUUUUUUGACCUUAUUUUUAGUGCCGCUAUGGAAUAAUCACCUGAAGCGCAGAUAUUCAAGUAGCUGUUUUAUAAAAUACACAUGUCGAUUCUUUGUUUUCAAAGUGUUACUAGGAACAGGUUUAAUCCGUUUUAAGAAUAGUGAAUUAUGGGGGAAAUUGGAGGGAAAAUAUUACCUAUAUGAAACACAACCAUUACCAUCAAUUAUAGGAUACUUUUUACAUACAAAUAUGAUAGUAAGUAAAAUGGACAAUUUAUUUUGUAUACUAACAGAAUGUGUAUUUUCAUUUUUUCUUUUAUUUCCUAUAAGGUCGUUCAGAAUAAUAGGUGGUAGUUUCAUACUGAUAUACUGCAUAUUAAAUUUCUUAAUGGGGAAUUCUUAUUUAUUUUAUUUUUUACUACUUGCCCCAUUGGCCUUUUGUUUUGAUGAUGAAAUUUUAUUGCCAUUUUUUUGUAAAUACAAAAGGAAUGAAAUUUUGAGUGUCAUACGAGACAAAGAAACGCAACUGAAUCAGAAUAAACAAUACUUUCGAAGUUUCGAUGUGUUAUAUUGCACUGGUUUAAAUAUAGAGGAAGUUAAUAAGAUACGAGAAGCAUACUUCAGCAUUGACUCAGUGCCGAAUGAUGAUUGGAAUGGGAACAAUUGGAAUGGGAACAAUUGGAAUGGAACAAUGUCCUCAUCAAAUAGAUCCGUGCCACCUAAUGAAGAGGGAUACCUCUUAUCUAGAGAUAAAUCAAUUCAUGAAACAAAAUUUUUCAAAAAUGAAAAUAAAUUUGAGAGUAUAAAGAACGAUUUGUUUAAUGCACUACAUUGGAUUUUUUCUCAAAAGGGGCUUAAAUACAUUAUGACAAAUUAUAACAUCCCGACAGAAGUAACUGUUCAUGCAAUGUGUAUGGCUCUGAUGAUUAUGUAUAACAGUUGUAUGUUUAUUACUUAUUCGUCUAGUUUUUCUAUUUCUUUAUUUUUUUUAUACUUAAUUCUUUUUAUUGUGUAUCUAAUAUAUCUGUUUUUUUUUACGGUGAAUAUAUUCCCUCUUUUUAUUGGUCAGAUGGGUUUACUCAUUUCUGUUAUAUUCAUAUAUACAAAUAAAAUAUUUUUUUUAGGUUUUUCUGACAUAUAUUACACGACCUUGUUUUGUAUGCAUCUUUUUGGAUUAUUAGUUUUAUCCCUUUUUUAUUUAAGCAAUAAAAGAUUCAUCACCAAGUUCACAUCCCAGUACUUUUAUUUUGUUUUUUUCAUCUAUUUUGUAUGCUUCUUUAUGCAAAAUAUUUUGUCACCUCAGCAAAUUAUGAAUGCAGAAUAUGGAAAUUUCCAGAUAAUGAAUGUCUAUGGCUCUUUUGGAAAAAUAAGGAAUGUCAGACAAGAGAUCAUAGUGAAAGCGAGUGCAUCUAAUAUUUCCAUUUCAUCCAAACAGAAGAGAAGUGGAGAGAAGGACAAGACGAAGAAGAAUUAUGAUGAAGAAUGGAAUAAUUACCAAUUCAAUUGCAAACCAGAUAAUGUGUAUAAACCAUUAUGUACUCAAUUCCGCUUUCUAUUUAGUUUUUUACCGGUUCUAUAUGUAGAUAGACUCGAUUGGCAAUUUAAUAACUUAAGUGACUUUGGGGAUGAUGAAGAUGUUUUGCAAACCCAAUGGUUUCAACGAUUCUUAACAAAACUGUCAUUUAACGAUAAAAAUAUACUUUCUCUCUUAUAUAGAACUCCUUCUUUUGUCGAUGCAUCUAAUGAGGAAAACACCAAUUCAUCCACUCCUGUCUAUCUUACAGUAUCUAGUGCUGUCUAUAAAUUUUCUUCUCCAUCAGAAAAAGAUACCUGGUGGGAUGUCGUCUCCUCUAGGGUUAUACUAGAUCAAUGGCAUCCUCUUUCGACAGAAAACAAGUUAUAUCACAAGCAAAGUAGGUAUAACGACAGAGAUAAUUUUGAUGAUCAUGGUGAAUCAACAGAUUAUAACGAUGAGAGAAUUAAUUUUCUCCGUUAUAAUAGCAGUUAUCAUCAUUUCCCUAAUGCGGUUCACACUUUACCAAUCCCAGCUAGCCAAAAUGCUCUCAGAGGAAGUGGAACAGAAAAGCUAGUAGAAGCAGUUCAAGGAGGGGAUUACACAUUUAAGGGCAAAAGAAACUCUCUUGCUAAGAGGCAAAGAUUUCUUAACCAAGGAAAAUUACAGGACGAGAAAAAACAAAUGGAGAGGGUAAAAAAUGAACAUUCGUUGGAGAAGCAAGACGAGAUGGAGAAACUGAAGACAUUGCACGAAAAGAUCGCUAUGCAGAAAAAUAAAAAACAUAUCAAAGAGAAAAAAAAAUUUUUUAAAAACAAAAAAAUACAAGAAUUGCAGAUGCAGGAGCUUGAUAUGCGAGAUUUUCAUGAGAACGAAAAUAAACAAUACGAAAUAGAUUUAUGGCAGGGGGUGGAAAAGCAAGUGCUAAAUUAUCCAAAAUCAUUAGAAGAUAUAGGAGAGACGAUAGAUGAUGAGCAUGAACAAUUAAAAGAAGAAGAUGGUGGGGAAGACCAGAAAAAAAACGGGGCGAGAGAGGGAAGUGUAGCCAUGUAUGAUGAAUCUUCCAAAUUGCAAAAGUUGAAGGGGCACGAAGAAAUAACCGGUGCGUACAAUGCUACCGAAAAUGUAUUUGAAUGGAUCCAGAAAAUGGGAAAAGAGCAAAAAUGGCUAGCUGAAGAAGCGACAACAGAUGAAAAUCUAGCCGAUGAAGAGCUAACCGAUGAAGUGAUAACAGACGAGCCGCUUAUCGACAAAAAUGAUUACAAAAUUAAUAAUGAUGAAACAGAAUGGGGGAAAGACACAAAAAAGAAGAUGCUGAAGAAAAGCAAAGAAAAUGUUAACAAUGUGACUAGAGAACCUUUUUAUAAGUCUAAAAAAUUUUCAGUGAACGAAAACGUAAAGAGAAAAUUGGAUGAAGCUAUUAAAAAUGCACACACAAAAUAUGGGCUAUUACAAAAAUUUUCAAAUAAAAUUAAAAAGUUAGGAUUUUUUAAUGGUGAUCAGGGCAGAAGUAGGUAUGCAGAAGUUAAGGAGUUAAACGCAAAAAAAUAA